Molecule: messenger RNA, 738 nt
Organism: Ilex paraguariensis (yerba mate)
Lineage: Eukaryota; Viridiplantae; Streptophyta; Magnoliopsida; Aquifoliales; Aquifoliaceae
Source: the annotation of a GenBank genome assembly
AUGGCGGAAACCUCUGCUCUCUGCUUCACCUUCGCUUCCUCUUCUCUCUCCUCCAUUUCUCGGUCCAAGGAAACCUCUUCUUCCGUCUCCGCCACGCCUCUUAAUUGGAUUUCUAGUUUUUCUCUCUCUCGUCCUCAAUCCUCACGACAAUUCUUUCGUUUAGCUGCCAAAGGUUCCAAUUCUGGCAAUUUUCUUGGUGACGACGCUUUUGGGUUCUAUCCUUGGGAAUCCUCUGAUGGAGAGAGUGCCAUACAAUGGGUUCCUGAGGAGAGAGUCACAUUGUUCACCACUGAUGGACUCAUCCAGAUAGGAGGCUCUCUGGUCCCUCGACGUAUUCCUUCUUUGCAUAAGAAGCAGGGGAAAGGAAAAACAUCUCAAAGACUUCAACGUUUCCAAGAGAGUAACUACAUGGAUCCCAACCAGGGGUUGUGUUUGGGUGCACUCUUUGAUAUUGCAGCGACCAAUGGACUUGAUAUGGGCAGAAGGCUUUGCAUAUUUGGCUUUUGCCGUUCCAUUGAGAUGCUGAGUGAUGUUGUGGAAGACACUGUUUUGGAACAUGGUGGGGAGGUUGUUGCAGCAGAGAAAGCAAGCAAGGGUGAUUUUCAUGAAAGGCUUACUAUGACCGUUGCAGUGCCACUACUUUGGGGGGUUCCUCCUGCUUCUGAAACACUCCACUUUGCUGUUCGAAAUGGUGGAGGUAUUGUAGAUAAGGUCUACUGGCAAUGGGACUUCCUGUAG